Messenger RNA from Vitis vinifera (wine grape), 1485 nucleotides. Its product is annotated as 3-hydroxyisobutyryl-CoA hydrolase 1. Lineage: Eukaryota; Viridiplantae; Streptophyta; Magnoliopsida; Vitales; Vitaceae. The record is from RefSeq and is a predicted model, not a curated record. The transcript is spliced from 14 exons. Gene Ontology annotation, biological process: L-valine catabolic process. Gene Ontology annotation, molecular function: 3-hydroxyisobutyryl-CoA hydrolase activity. Bases 104 to 1255 code for a protein of 383 amino acids.
AUUUUUUAAAAAUGCAAAAAUAUUAAAAUACCAUUCAAACCAAAUUCUGUACAUACAGAACUAGUAUCAAUCCUCAUUUGCAAGCUCUGAGUUUUCAAGAGUGAUGGCGCCACUGGGUUCUACACGAGGUGACACAGACCAGGUCCUCAUAGACAAGAACUUGUUUGUGAGAACAUUAGUAUUAAACAGGCCUAGACAAUUGAAUGCCCUCUCCUCUCAAAUGAUCUCUAAGCUCUUGGAACUUUUUCUAGCCUACGAGGAGGAUAGUAAUGUCAAGUUGGUAAUCAUGAAGGGGAAUGGAAGAGCAUUUUGUUCUGGCGGUGAUGUUGCAGCUGUGGUUCAUGAUAUUAAUAGAGGUAAUUGGAAAAUAGGUGCAAAAUUUUUCUGGGAAGAAUAUAUCCUAAACUAUGUUAUGGCAACAUACAGUAAACCCCAGGUUUCGAUUCUUAAUGGAAUUGUUAUGGGAGGUGGUGCUGGUGCUUCAGUGCAUGGUAGAUUUCGCAUUGCAACGGAGAAUUCGGUUUUUGCAAUGCCAGAAACAGCUUUAGGACUCUUCCCUGAUGUAGGCGCAUCUUAUUUCUUAUCAAGAUUUCCUGGUUUCUUUGGAGAAUAUGUUGGUCUGACAGGUGCAAGGUUGGAUGGUGCUGAAAUGCUUGCAUGCGGCCUUGCAACUCAUUUUGUCCCUUCAGCAAGAUUGUCUUCAUUAGAAGCAGCACUUCACAAGUUAGAUUCAAGUGAUCCAGCCAUUAUUUCUGCAGUGAUUGAUGAAUAUUCGCUGCAACCUUAUUUGAAAGACAAGAGUACGUACCACAGGUUGGAUAUUAUCAAUAGGUGCUUUUCUCGGAGAACAAUUGAGGAAAUUUUGUCUGCUCUUGAGAGGGAAGCUGUAAAAAGCGCUGAUGACUGGAUCUCUUCAACAAUUCAGUCUUUGCAGAAGGCUUCCCCAACAAGUCUUAAAAUCUCACUGAGAUCGAUUAGAGAAGGAAGGGUCCAAGGUGUGGGUCAAUGUCUCAUCCGUGAGUACAGAAUGGUUUGUCAUGUCAUGCGAGGAGAAGUCAGCAAGGAUUUCGUGGAGGGUUGCAGGGCUAUAUUGUUCGAUAAGGAUAAAAACCCCAAGUGGGAGCCUUCCAGAUUGGAUCAGCUCAAUGACAGUAUGAUAGAUCAAUACUUCUCCAGGGUAGAUGACGAAGAAUGGGAAGAUUUAAAGCUCCCUGCUAGAUCCUCCUACACAGCAUCUGCAUUAGCAAAGCUUUAGGAUCUAAGUAAAGGGUGCCUGCAUUCUACAAGAGAGCACAUCUAUAGUGGUAAUUGUUGUUGGGUAUUUCAUUUUAGCCAUGGAGUAUGGCUAAAGACUGCUAUAUUUCACUGUAUCAGGGUCAUAAAACUGGCUAUAUUGUCAACUUGCUAAGCACAAUAAGAUAGGCCGGCAUGUACCAAAAUGAAUAAAGAAUUUAGAAAAUAAAAUGAAAUAACAAAUUUCUUGUA